GAUCGGUUUGGAGAAUGUCUUCCCAAAUGUCUUUCGACAUGUCACUUCUACGAAGUAAACAAGUACUGGUUUUCUGUUUAGGUUGGUUGUCUUAUGCUUCGACCUAUUUACUGAGAAAACCACUCGGAGUGGUGAAAACAGAUUUGGAGCAGUCGUUACAUAUUCCUAGAGAAAAGCUUGGAUGGUUGGAUACUGCAUUACUGUUACCAUAUGCUUUCAUGCAGAUCCUUCUGGGAUCAGUUGGAGACAAAAUUGGGCCAAGGAAAACAUUUGGGUUUUGUCUUGUUUUCUCUGGUUUGUCAAUGAUGACUUUUGGGAUGUGGAGUAACUUCACUACUUUCGUCAUCCUCCUGUUUUUAAAUGGCACUGCCCAGGCACAGUGCUGGCCAAAUUGUGUGAAAGUAUUAGGAGAAUGGUUCCCUGAGAGAUUACGUAACUCUGUCUUUGGAAUGUUUGGUACAUGUGCAUUUGGUGGUGGAAUCAUUGGGACAGCUCUUGCAGUGUAUCUCCAAACUUCCUAUGGAUGGAGGAACGCAUUUACACUACCCUCUAUCAUCGUUUUGUCAUUUGGUAUUCUUGUAUUUAUGUUGUUUCAACAACCAAAUGAAUUAAACAUCGAAGUGCCUGGCAAAGAAAAUCAAAAUCCGACAGAAGAAAAGAAAAAAAUGAGUUAUUUUGAAAUCAUGAAAAUCCCGAUGGUCUUUGAUGUAGCAUUGGCUGUGUUUUGUCUGAAGGUUGUCCGUUACUGUAUGUUCAUGUGGUUACCAAUGUAUUUAUAUAAUGAGCUGAAGUAUUCUAAAAGUAAAGCUGGUAUUUUCUCUAUUGCCUUUGAAGUUGGUGGUGUAUUAGGAAGUGCUUUGAUUGGUUUUGUCAUGGACAGAUUUUUCUCCAAAGGACCUCUUUUUGGAACAGGAAUCUCAGUUCUAUUGAGUGCAAUCAGUCUUCUCAUGUUUAGUUGGACCAGCCAUUGGGGUGUAUAUUUCAACAAUAUUUUCAUGUUCCUUGCUGGUGCAUUCAACUGUGGCCCUGAUUCAAUAUUAGGAGCCGCUGUACCGUCAAGGAUUGGAGAACUAAAUGGUCGCAAUGCUGGAGCUGCUGUUGUAGGUUUUGUUAAUGGCUUUGGUAGCAUUGGUACUGUGAUAGAAGGACCAAUCAUUGGUAUUGCAUCAACAAUGUAUGGCUGGUCAGGAAUGUUCUAUCUAAUGAUUGCAUUGUCUUUGAUAGGAACUUUUACUGUGUUUAAAGCAGCCUAUACACAGAAAACUAUAGACACACACAAUGCUGUCUUCCAAGAAGUGUAACAUUUCUGUAGAAAGAACAGUUUUUGUUUGAAAUAUUUUUAAAAUUGAGUGAUAGUUUUCACUCAAAACCCAUUUAAAUAUGGUUUUCUGCUAUAUUGGUACCUUUGAGUACAGUGAUAGCAUUUUUUACAGGUAUAUGUUUGCUUAAGUGAUCAUUAUGGAACCAAGAACUGUAUUUAUUUAUGGGUGCUCUUCACAGUUUGAUUACCAACUGUUACUUAAUGUAAGACUGUCAGGUGUUUGCAUUACAUAUCACCUGUGGACAUUUUGUCCUCAUAUAAAUACUGUGAAUAACUGAUAACAUUUAAUCUUUCAUGAAUACAUUAAUUUUAUAACAUAGAUAUUUAUGACUUUGAACUGACUGUGAAAUAUAUCCUGUGGAAGCAUAUCAAAUCUCACUAGUCCAUGUAUAUAUUUUAUGUCCACUGUAGAUAACCUAUUUGGACAGUUCAUCUGUGACUAUAUUUCAUAAUAGUUUUUAUCUAUUAUUAUUAUUAUUAUUAUUAUAAAUUAUUAGUCUCAAUUUGCUUUUACUCAGAAAAAUUACAAUUUAUAACAUCUUCCUCUAGUUAAAAAGAUGUUUUCCUGAAGUUUUCAAUGCAAGUUCAAUGCGGUUUAGAGUAAAUGAGUAUUGGGAAUAAAUGUUUUUAGAAAUAAUCGUUUAUAUAGAAGAUAAGAAAGAUCCCAGUAAUACUUACAUAUGUGGUAUUCAUCUUGCACACUAACAUGUAGGAUAAAUGCAGUCAGCAACUUAACUGUUGUCCUUAAGAUAUGUUAUUUAUCUUUUAUGUAUUGGAAUUUUUACAUUUGAUCUUUGUUUUUUAUCAAGUAAUGGCUAAUCAGCAUUAUUCAUCUCAGUGGUAUUUUGAAAUGUGUGAUGCAAAGCCUUUUCAUGAGACUAUUUCUUUUGUAAGUAGUAAUAAAGGGCUGUAGCUAAAAAUCUGACCCCUAUAGUAUUGGAAACUGACUUGUACUGUGUUCAUCAUUUAGUAAAUGUUAUUAUUUUAAACAGAUCUAAUUUUUUAUGGUUCUUAAAAAAGUUAAACCAUCAAAUGGACUGGAUAAUUGUAACCAUUUUUCAAUUGUCUAGCAUCAUGUAUUUAUUUACAGGCUUCUACUAUCAGAAAAGUAUUUUCUAAAAGUUUGAUCAUAGUAAAUAUCACAGUAACUUUUAUCACCUGUGCAUACAAAUUUGAUGUUUUGGGUCAGUUAAAGGAUUUAAAAUGAAAGUGGGAUUUAUUGUCUUGCCAAAAUAUCACUGGGAAUGAAGGGUACAUUUUAUUGAUGUCAGAUUGCAGAAUAUAAAAAAAAAAUUAAGUAGAAUAGAUGAAUUGUGACAACAAAAUCAAUCCACUUCUGGGACUUGACAUAAUUUAUAUUGAAUUUGUGAAGAAAAAUAGUAUUCUUUGAUUUUUUUUUAAAACAUUGAAUAAAUAUUUAUUUUUGGAUCUAA
Molecule: messenger RNA, 2754 nt
Organism: Octopus bimaculoides (California two-spot octopus)
Lineage: Eukaryota; Metazoa; Mollusca; Cephalopoda; Octopoda; Octopodidae
Product: sugar phosphate exchanger 3
Biological process (GO): transmembrane transport
Cellular component (GO): membrane
Molecular function (GO): transmembrane transporter activity
Source: RefSeq, a predicted model, not a curated record